This is a messenger RNA of Physeter macrocephalus (sperm whale), 829 nucleotides long. Its product is annotated as breast cancer type 1 susceptibility protein homolog. Gene Ontology annotation, biological process: chordate embryonic development; positive regulation of transcription by RNA polymerase II; double-strand break repair via homologous recombination. NCBI's taxonomy places the organism in Eukaryota, Metazoa, Chordata, Mammalia, Artiodactyla, Physeteridae. The transcript has 7 exons. Gene Ontology annotation, molecular function: ubiquitin-protein transferase activity. Gene Ontology annotation, cellular component: BRCA1-BARD1 complex; BRCA1-A complex; plasma membrane. The record is from RefSeq and is a predicted model, not a curated record. The coding region runs from base 140 to 550 and encodes 136 amino acids.
UUCUAAUCCUUUGGAUGUUUUCCAUUCUGCAGAUGCUGAGUUUGUGUGUGAACGGACACUGAAAUAUUUUCUGGGAAUUGCAGGAGGAAAAUGGGUAGUUAGCUAUUUUUGGGUGACCCAGUCUAUUAAAGAAAGAAAGAUGCUGGAUGAGCAUGAUUUUGAAGUCAGAGGCGAUGUUGUCAAUGGAAGAAACCAUCAAGGCCCAAAGCGAGCAAGAGAAUCCCGGGACAGGAAGAUCUUCAAGGGCUUAGAAAUCUGUUGCUAUGGACCCUUUACCAAUAUGCCCACAGAUCAACUAGAGUGGAUGGUGCAUCUGUGUGGGGCUUCUGUGGUGAAGGAGCCCUCAUCAUUCACCCUCAGCCAGGGUACUCAACCAGUUGUGGUCGUGCAGCCGGAUGCCUGGACAGAAGGUGGUGGCUUCCAUGUCAUCGGGCAGAUGUGUGAAGCACCUGUGGUGACCCGAGAGUGGGUAUUGGACAGCGUAGCCCUCUGCCAGUGUCAGGAGCUGGACACCUACCUGAUACCCCAGGUCCCCCAGAGCUGCUACUGAUUCCAGCCAGCCAUGUAUAUAGGGGAAAGGGCCCGUCUCUGCAGGACCUCAAGAAUGAGCUUAAGAAAUGACCUUUUUCCAGGCCCAGGGAAAGCCCUCUUCAGUCCUUCCACAGCCCCGAUUCCUAAAUAUUUUAGGUACAUCAGCCUGAAAAGAACUUCUGGCUCUGCAAGUGUCCCUUAAAGAUUUUCUGCUUCAAGUCUCCCUUUGAAAUCUGCCAUGAGCACAAAAUUGUGGUAAUUUUUCACCUGAAAAGAAUUUAAAACCAUUUAAACCCCA